AUGCAGCUUCGAUGGGGAAUUAUCGGUACUGGUCGAAUAUGUCAAGAUUUUUGUACUGCCCUAUCAACAUGUGAUCCGAAUGAACAUUCUGUUGUUGCUGUUGGUUCUCGCAAACAAGAACAAGCUGAUAAGUUUGCAACAGAGUUCAAGAUUCCACAAUCAUAUGGUUCCUAUACGGCGUGUAUGUCAGAUGCGAAUGUUGAUAUUGUAUAUAUUGGCACAAUUGAACAACUUCAUCGUGAUCUAUGUUUAACAGCAUUUCAAGCCAAUAAACAUGUAUUAUGCGAAAAACCAUUAGGAAUGAAUAGUGCAGAAGUCGAAGAAAUAUUAAGUACCGCUAAAAAGAGUAAGGUAUUUUUCAUGGAAGCAAUAUGGUCAAGAUUUGUUCCGAUUUACGAUGAUUUACGCGAAGCAUUAAAAGAAAUUGGAACUGUUACAUUAGUUGAUUGUACAAUAUGCGUGCCUGAUCUUGCCAAAAACUGUUACAGUUUGAUUAUGGCAUCUGGUAUUUAUCCCAUACAAGUAGCAUUACUUGCAUUUAAUCACGAAGAACCAGAGAAAAUAAUUGCUAGUGGUCAUACAAAAAAAAACAUAGAUGAUGAAAUUAGUGAUUCAAUGUCAACAAUUACUUUAUUGUACAAGAAAAACCGUAUGGCAGUUUUGACAAACGUGGGUGAAGAUAUUGAAGCUGUUGGCUCUUUGAAAGUCUAUGGUACAAAAGGUGUUAUUAGUAUACCAAAAUGCAUUUGGUGUCCAACUGAGUUAAAUAUGUCUGGUGCAAAUACUAUAGUUAAACCAUUGCCUGCAUUGGAAAAAGCAACCAAUUUUAUGAAUAGUGUAGGAUUACGCUAUGAAGCAAUUGCAGUGCGGGAAGCAAUUUUAUGUGGUAAAACUGAACAUUCCUAUAUGAAGUAUGAGCAUUCAUUAUUAAUUAGUAAAAUUAUGGAUGAAACAAGACGGCAAAUUAUUGCGUUACAUUCCAAAUGA
Molecule: messenger RNA, 987 nt
Organism: Didymodactylos carnosus
Lineage: Eukaryota; Metazoa; Rotifera; Eurotatoria; Philodinida; Philodinidae
Source: the annotation of a GenBank genome assembly